AUGACUCUUCAUCUCACAUCGCAUCUCAACGGUUUUCAUUUGCUUAGUCCACAGUACUCGUCAUUUUCAUCACUUCCUCGAGUCUCUGCGUCGCUACCUUCGAUUUCACAUCGAACCCACUUCGAAAGUUUGGUUGUUUGUGCAAGGCGAAGGAAGAAAAGAGUCGGGUACCAAAACAUUGCGAGGUUCUUCUUAAAGUCUCUGACUUUUCUGCCUCCUAAUCUCCAGAUUUUACCGGAGCCGUUGGAUCUUGUCAUUGCUGAUUUGGGCGGCGUAGAUGGAGGAGGAGGAGGAGGAAGGGGAGGAGGGUUUUGGAGAGGAUGGGGAGGAUUUGGUGGGUGGAGAAGGAAACGGAACAGAAUACCAAUUUUGAUUUUCGUCUGUGUAAUUCUAUGGAUUUAUGGUUUCUGCAAAAUCUCUGGGAAAGAGAUAAAGAGUGAUGAGGUUUUGAAGGCUUUAGGGAUUUGCUUGUUUGGUUUCACUAUGGUGAGAGAUUUGAAGAGAGAGGCUACUAGAUAUCUGGUCUUUGGGUUCCUCUGUUUCGUUGCUUCUCUGGCUUUUGGAUUCAAGAGAGAUGGUUUCGUGAAACUGGCUUCAAGAAUUAGGUCUCGUUCUUCAGUUCUUCUUAGUAAAAGGAGAAGUCGUAGAAGAGUUUAA
This is a messenger RNA of Microthlaspi erraticum, 657 nucleotides long. The record is from the annotation of a GenBank genome assembly. Lineage: Eukaryota; Viridiplantae; Streptophyta; Magnoliopsida; Brassicales; Brassicaceae.